AAAGGGUAUCACUCCAGUGAGUUAGUCUGUACCCUACCAUACCUGCUGCGUCUUCUAAUAAGGUGUAAACAAGACAAGGGUUUUACUGGAUAUACAACGCUUGACUGAGAUAAAACCGAAGAAGAUGGCGUCUUCCAUGGCAAUCCGUCUUUCACAGCCUCCACAAAUGCUUCAUCCACUCUUCUCCAAGGUACGCUCUCUUCGACACUUUUCUUUCAGUAACAAAACCCUAAUCCUCGCUAAACCCCUCACUACUUCAGCAUUACCAAAUGACCAUCAAAGAUUUUAUCCCAAUGAUGCUUCCCAAUGGAACUCGAGAACCCUGACACACCCUCCUUCUCCUCCUCCUCACCAGUCCUCCCCACAACCUGCUCACUACAAUCACAAUCAACCCAUCCAAAAUCAGCAAUACCCUCCUCCAAACCAACAAAAUUAUCCUAAUCAGGGUUAUGCCUAUCCUGACCAAGGAGGAUAUCCUCAACAACAACACCAGUAUCCAAACCCUAAUCAACGGGAUCAAAAUUAUCCCCAGUACCAAAACCCUGGUCAGUUUAACCCUGAUGUCCGCGGGGAUUAUGGGCAACCCGGAAGCCCAAAUCGAUGGGACAACCGAAAUCAGGGAUACCCGCAACAGAAAAAAACUGAUCAGUGGGCCUCACGUGUGGUUCCGGAGAGUCGAAGACAGGAUUUGAAUGUUAAUUUUAGUGCUAGUGCUAAUGCUAAUGCUCCAGCUACUGCUCCCCGGUAUCCAAACCCUAAUCAACGGUAUCAAAAUUACCCCCAGUAUACAAACCCUAAUGAACGGGAUCAAAAUCAUCCCCAGUACCAAAACCCUGGUCAGUUUAGCCCUGAUGUCCGGGGGGAUUAUGGGCAACCCGGAAGCCCAAAUCGAUGGGACAACCGAAAUCAGGGAUAUCCGCAACAGAGAAACACUGAUCAGUGGGCCUCACGUGUGGGCUCGGAGAGUCGAAGACAGGAUGUGAAUGUUAAUUUUAGUGCCAAUGCUAAUGAUCCAGCUCCAGCUACUGCUCCGCCUCCUUCGGUUUAUGACUUGGAGCGUUUGUGUCAGGAGGGUAAGGUUAAGCAAGCUAUCGAGUUGAUGGAUAAUGGGGUUAAAGCCGAUGCUAAUUGUUUCUAUAGUUUGUUUGAGAUGUGCUCAAAACAUGAGGAUGCCAAGAAGGUCCAUGAUUAUUUUUUGCAGUCGACCUUUAGGGGCGAUGUUAAGUUGAACAAUAAUGUGAUUAAGAUGUAUGGGAAAUGUGGAAGUAUGGCAGAUGCGAGGAGAGUUUUUGAUCAUAUGCCUGAGAGGAAUAUGGAUUCAUGGCAUUUGAUGAUAAAUGAAUAUGCCAAUAAUGACCUGGGAGAUGAGGGAUUGGAGCUGUUUGAGCAGAUGAAGAAGUUGGGCUUGGAACCCACUGGGGAAACAUUUCAUGCUGUUUUGUCUGCCUGUGCAAGUGCCGAGGCAGUCGAGGAAGGGUUUUUAUAUUUUGAGGAAAUGAGCAGGGAGUUUGGCAUUAGUCCAACCCUUGAGCAUUAUUUGAGGAUUAUAGAUGUUCUUGGAAAGUCUGCAUAUCUUAAUGAAGCUGUGGAGUAUAUUGAGAAACUUCCAUUUGAACCCACAGUGGAAAUUUGGGAGGCAUUGAGGAAGUAUGCUAGAAGUCAUGGAGACAUUGAUCUCGAAGACCACUCUGAGGAAUUGAUCGUUUCUCUUGAUUCAUCAAAGGCUGUUGCUAAUAAAAUCCCAACUCCACCACCGAAGAAGUAUAAUCUGAUUAGCAUGCUUGAAGGAAAGAAUAGAGUAGCUGAGUUUAGGAAUCCUACAUUUUACAAGGAUGAUGAGAAAUUAAAGGAAUUGCGUGAGAUGAAAACAGGUGGCUAUGUUCCUGAUACUAGAUAUGUUCUUCAUGACAUUGAUCAGGAGGCCAAAGAGCAAGCCUUGCUGUAUCACAGUGAGCGGUUGGCAAUUGCAUAUGGUCUUAUUAGCACCCCAGCUAGGAUGCCCUUGAGGAUAAUCAAGAAUCUCCGUGUGUGUGGGGACUGUCACAAUGCCAUCAAGAUCAUGUCAAAGAUUGUUGGGAGGGAGUUAAUAGUUAGGGACAACAAAAGGUUUCAUCAUUUCAAGGAUGGCAAGUGUUCUUGUGGAGAUUAUUGGUGAAGUCGUCUCAGCCUUGGAACUUUUAUAUUAUGCAUUUGUUAACUUUCUUUUUUUAAAAUUUUGUGUAUAAAUUGUUGAAUCUGCUAAAACAUGUGAGCUGCUGCUUACAGGAAAACGAGUAUUUCUAGAGGUAGGAAAUGGACUAUCCAUUGCUUCACAGUGUACGGUCUACCUGUUUGUCAGGAGAUUUUCCAUUACCCAUUACUGUUGGCUUAUGCUUUUCCAUGUUAUUUUUUCUUUUUAAGUUGACAGUUUCCUUUCUUAA
Populus nigra (black poplar) is the source of this 2420-nucleotide messenger RNA. Its product is annotated as pentatricopeptide repeat-containing protein At2g15690, mitochondrial-like. Gene Ontology annotation, molecular function: protein binding; zinc ion binding; RNA binding. Bases 125 to 2155 code for a protein of 676 amino acids. The transcript has a single exon. Lineage: Eukaryota; Viridiplantae; Streptophyta; Magnoliopsida; Malpighiales; Salicaceae. The record is from RefSeq and is a predicted model, not a curated record. Gene Ontology annotation, biological process: RNA modification.